This is a messenger RNA of Rotaria sp. Silwood2, 888 nucleotides long. The record is from the annotation of a GenBank genome assembly. NCBI's taxonomy places the organism in Eukaryota, Metazoa, Rotifera, Eurotatoria, Philodinida, Philodinidae.
AUGGCUAUGAAUCAUAUAAAUGCUCGUCUUAUUCCACUGCCACAACCAGUCAAUAUCAUCCAGAACUCUUUCGAAUCUAAACAAUCACACCCUCAUCUGAACAUGUUAGCAUUACAUCAAUUUCAAUCCGUAAAAUCAUAUGAAAUCUGUUCUAUUCAUCGUUUAACAUUGAUCAGUCAUGUUUCCUCUCUUAUUCGCGAAACCGAUAGAACAACAACAUUUUCAAUUCACACAACAAGAGCUAAUGAUGAUGGUACAGUUAGUACCAUUCAAAUUGAAUUAAUACAAGCAGCAGAAACUAAAUCAACUGUUCUCUUAUUUGAACUACCACAUUUACCAGCUUCAAAUACACCGUUAUUCAAGGAAAUACAAAAAUUAUUGAAUACUAUUUUUCAUCAAUCAAAAAAAUUCGUUAUUUGGUCCAAUAAAAAUAGAAAAGAUCUUGAUGCAUUUACUCUUUACGAAUUUUUACCUAAGAAAAUAUUUGAAGUUUCAAAUAUCAUUGAAUUACAAGAAUCAUUCAAACAAUGGUACAAUCAAACAUUUAAACAUGAUAAGCAUUGUUCUGUUCCAUCAUAUUAUAAAACUGAUGCUGUUUGUUGUACCUGUCCAUAUCGUCCUUAUAAGAAUAUGAAUGAUAAAUGGUCUCUAGAGAAAGCCAUUAAUUGUGUUUUUAAUGAAUUUAUUGUUCAAUCCAAUCAAAAUAAUAGAAAUUAUCUACGUGAUAUCCAUCAUUCUGUUUGUUAUUGUUUAGCUAUUACUAAAUUAUCAAUGAUAAUAGAACUUGAUUGGACGAUAGAACAAUUGUAUCAAUACAAAAAAUUCCAUCAAGGUAUAUCAAACACUUUAACAAACAGUUCGAAUUUUAUUGAUUUUCCUUUAGAAUGA